Messenger RNA from Nycticebus coucang (slow loris), 988 nucleotides. Its product is annotated as DNA polymerase iota-like. Gene Ontology annotation, molecular function: DNA-directed DNA polymerase activity. The transcript has a single exon. Bases 357 to 941 code for a protein of 194 amino acids. The record is from RefSeq and is a predicted model, not a curated record. NCBI's taxonomy places the organism in Eukaryota, Metazoa, Chordata, Mammalia, Primates, Lorisidae. Gene Ontology annotation, biological process: translesion synthesis.
CACAAUCAAGUGUUGCCAACAGGAAGUUUUCCGUGUAGAGUCAUAGCACACCUGGAUCUGGAUUGCUUUUAUGCACAAGUAGAAAUGAUAUCAAAUCUAGAACUAAGAGACAAACCUUUAGGGGUUCAGCAGAAUUUUUCAGUGGUUACCUGCAACUAUGAAGCCAGGAAAUUUGGAGUUAAGAAAUGUAUGCCUGUCAGAGAGGCAAAAGAAAAGUGUCCACAGCUGGUACCAGUUAAUGGAGAAGACUUGACCCGAUACAGAGAGAUGUUGUACAAAGUUACAGAGUUGUUGAAAGAAUUUAGUCCAGUUGUUGAAAGACUUGGAUUAAUGAAAAUUUUGUGGAUCUAACAGAAAUGGUUGAGAAAAGACUACAGCAGCUUCAGAGUGAUGAACUUUCUGCAGUGAGUGUCUUGGACCAUAUGUAUAAUAACCAGUGUAUAAACCUGGAUGACAUCUUGCACAUCAGGCUACUUGUAGGAGAUCAGAUUGUGACAGAGAUGCGGGAAGCCAUGUAUGAUCAGUUGGGGAUCACUGGCUAUGCUGGAGUAACUUCUAAUAAACUAUUGGCAAAAUUAGUUUCUGGCGUCUUUAAACCUAAUCAGCAAACAGUAUUAUUACCUGGAAGUUGUCAAGAUCUUAUUCACAGUUUGAACCACAUAAAAGAAAUAUCUGGUAUUGGCUAUAAAACUACCAAACGUCUUGAAGCACUGGGUAUCAAUAGUGUGCGUGAUCUCCAAACCUGCUCCUCCAAAAUAUUAGUAAAAGAAUUAAGAAUGUCAGUUGCUCACCAUAUCCAGAGGCUCAGUUUUGUAGAGAAUAUCUCUCCUGUGACACCCUCAGGACCACCUCAGUCCUUUAGUGAAGAAGAUUCAUUUAAAAAUGUUCAUCAGAAGUUGAAGCCGAAAAAAAGAUUGAAGAACUACUUGCUAGUCUUUUGAACAGUGUAUGCCAAGAUGGAAGAAAACCCCACACAGUAAGAUUAACA